ACACAAUCGGGAGAGCAGCGACAAUGUACUCACGCAAGUAUACAAUUUUGUCCCUGGACCUUCUCGCGAAUCUCGUUGCGCAUGUUAUACGCUCUCAUCCACGGCUGUUCCCCAGACUCCUCAAUAGAGCAAGUCUUGCAAACAAGCUUCUUCUUCGAGUCCAACUUCGACAUGCGCGCGCAGCGCUUGCUCGUAAGCGUCCCGGCUCGCCUCGAGAUUUCCAACAUUCUGAAAGAAGCGCUGUCGGCAUGCGGCCCUUACGCACCAGCUCGUGCGAAGAUACUGGACCGCCUGUCCGACUCGCUCUUUGCGCGCUUCCUGCAUGCCGUAGUAGACGGAGAGGACCUCAACAAGAGCAUCGACUACGGCUACGAAGCACUUCCGCUCUGCCCUCCAGGUAACCCCCGCCGCAUACGUAUCCUAAACUUUCUAUGGAGUGCUCUCCUGCGAAAAUACCGCACCGACGGCACUUCAGAAAACUUGGACCGUUCAAUCAUCUACAUGCGGGAAUUGCUCCAGAGGGAACCCGACUCUGUCGAUUCCUCCAUUCGCUCGGACGUGAUAUAUACUCUGCCAACUGUCUUACUGGCUCGCUUCCGGUCGACAGGUCAGCCGGACGAUCUCACAAACAGUGUCCGGUACGGUUAUGAAGCACUGUCACUGUGUCCGAGAGGGCAUCCCCUCCGCCCAUACAUUCUGCAUGCGCUGGCGUUCUGUUUGAGCGCGCGGUACGAUGAGACAAAUCAGCUGGAGGACUUGAAUAGCUCCAUUUCGUUCCUUCGCGAGGCGUUACCCUUGCACACCCCCGGGUCUUCUGGCUGUAUCCAUGUGAUCAGCUGUCUGGUGAAGCACCUUUUCGGACGUUUUGGAGCAACGAAGGAUCCCCAAGACCGAGAGGAGUGCAUACGGUACAUAGAGGAAGCACGACAGUUUUCACCGUCCGAAGACCCCUUCUACCCCACUAUCUCCAGCACUGCCUCGGCCUACCUGCAAGGAUACGAUCAGACUGGAAUGCACCAGGACUGGAACAAAUCUGUUGACCAUUACCGGGAAGUCUUCUCCGACGUAUCCGUUCGUCCAGACCAGUUUGCUCCCUUUCACCCUGGUUCACUCCUGUGCCGGAGUCUGUUUGACCGAUGGAUAGCGCGUGGGAAACUCGAGGAUCUCGACGAGUGCAUUAAUUUGGCACAAAGAACGCUGUCGUUCUACCCUCCAGAACUGGAUCACGUGGGACGUAAGGUUUCAUUGCGCACUCUCAUUGCGGCUCUUAGUAUCAGGGGUGCCAUCACUGGUGACAAAGCGAGUUUUUCUGACCUCAUUCUGCAUGCCAAAGAGUCCUGUCGAGAGCGGCUUACGAUGGCGAUGGUAUGGGCAGGAAUGGCCCAUAUCGAAAACCACCCUUCUACGCUCGAGGCCUACCGCAUGGGUCUUGAGCUAUCGGAGCGGAAUCUCGCAUAUUUCCCGACUUUGGAAAUGCAGCACGAAGCGGUUCGAGGGCACACAUCCUUCAUGUUGUCUUCAAAUGGCGCAGCGUACGCAAUCAGCCAGGGAGAUCUCAAGCUCGCCGCCGAGAUGCUGGAGCAAGGCAGAGCAUUGCUCUGGUCCCAAGUCCGUCGUCUGCGCACUCCCCUCGACCAACUGGCUGCCGACGAAGACUUGACCCAUCUUCGGGACGCUUUCGUGGAGAAGAGUCGCGCACUUGAUGCGCUCAAUACUUCUGCGAAUCCAUUCAUAGGUGGCCCGGCAAUAGGAGGAGGCGACAGUCCGUAUGGGCGCAUGCUGGAGAUGAAACAGCGUCUGACAGCUGAACUGAACGAGGUCAUCGAGCAUAUUCGCGUCAAGCUUCCGGACUUUCUCCGCCUGCCAUCCUACGACAAACUCAAGGCGGUCUCCGCAGAAGGCCCGGUCAUCAUCGUCAACCACAGCUCGUUUCGGUCGGAUGCUCUCAUUCUCGGCCCUGGCGACAAUCUUAGCUGUGUUGAGCUGUCCGACACCUUUUACUUGCGCGCCAUCGAAUUGACCUACAAGUUACUCAAGGCGCGUCAGGUUUUACAGCACUCGGGACAGAAGGAGUACGAUCGAGUCUUACGUCUCGUGCUCAAAGACCUUGGCGAUAUUCUCGUCGGUCCCGUCGUGGAGAAGUUGAGGGAGCUCGGAGUCGAGGAAGGGUCUCGGAUCUGGUGGUGCCCGACGGCCGUGGUGUCGGCGCUGCCGCUGCACGCCGCAGGCCCACUUACGAUGCCGGAGUCAAAAUCGUCCAAAUCCAAGGUGUACCUCCCGGAUCUGUACAUCCCAUCCUACACUCCGACCCUCGCUGCGCUUAUCGAUGCCCGGACGGCGUCGGCCGGUAACGGUGGACCAGUAGAGCGUGCAGGCAUUCUUGGUGUCGCCCUGCUCGACGAGUCGUUGCAAGCCGUGAAUGAUGAAGUGGACGUCCUUCGCACACGCUUCACUGAAGACAAGCUGACACUCGCCAUCGGGAGUGAAUGUAACCGCGACACGGUGGUCGCCGGUCUUGCGGAGCGACCAUGGGUUCACUUCGCCUGCCACGGGACACUCAAAGCGAGGCAGCCUUUCAACUCGGCGCUCAUCCUCUCUGGGGACGAACGGCUCACACUGCUGGACAUUGUCAAAGCAGGCCUGCAUAACGCCGAGCUAGCCGUCUUGUCGGCAUGCCAUACCGCGGAACAUACGCUGGAUAGUGCGAUAGAUGAGGUGCUCCACCUGGCGGCAGCGAUGCAGUUCUCUGGGUUCCGAGGCGUGGUUGGAACGAUGUGGCAGAUGCGGGAUGAGGAUGGGCCGACAUUCGCAGAAUAUUUCUACGACGCGUUAUUCGAACAACGAGGUGACGAAGACGCAUGCCAUCCAUCAGAGGUCGGGUUCAAGAAGGCUGCGCGAGCGCUGUGCGCAGCCACAAAGAAGAUGCGGCAAAAGAGGGUUGACGUCGAGCAAUGGGUCAAUUUUGUGCAUAUCGGGGCUUAAGCAUGUUAGGACGGUGUUCCCCAUAGAUCCCUUACCACUCUGGUGUUAUCACAAGAGCCAGGCUUAACCCCCUCUCCUUGCUUUCGUAUCUGAUAUGGCAGUGGUAGUGAUAGUGAUGUAUGUAUUUGCACGGACUAAUAGAAACAAAUCAUGUCCUAUGUAUUCACUGGACGACCGCUCGACGCCCACCGAGCCCAAGUCCAAGCUGUGGCAUACCCACUCCUGGAAGCUUCUCCCUCAGAGUCCCUCGAAUGUAAUAUAUCGCUCCGGCGUACCAGAUGUCAAUGAUGUCUGCGGCAACCUGUGCGGUCUCUAUGUUUCGCGUCGAAUAUCCCUGCGUAGUUUAUUAUGUGCCCAUCACCAGGAUCUCAAACUUGCACACCAGUCGUUGAAAGAGCUCAUCUUCUCAUCCACGGCCUCCGGGACACCCGUGAGUGCCUUCCAUAGAGACUCUUGUCCUCUCGAACAGUCUGCACCAGAGCGUUGGUCAGGUCAGGAGCAUUCAUCUCGAGCACAAGGACAGGUCCAGAGCGGUGCUAUGGUGGCGAAAUGCCAUAGAGAGCGUGACUUGAGCAAUCGCGCUGUCUUCUGUGGCCGUGUCAAUCGAUGCUUCACCCGCAAAGGUGUUGUGCAGAAGGUGUUUGCGCUCGUCGAAGUAAGUUCUCGUUCGACCUGGAUCACGGCCAGAUCAUGUUGACGAAGGCAAGCUAUAUGUCGAACGACCAGAGCUGGGCUUUGAUAGCGGCGACAUUGGCAAACUUGUUUCAAGAAUGCGGCACUCCGCAGAAGUGACGGUUGCAGUCUCGAAGACAAAUUCAACAAGGGCACGUCUUGGUGGGCAGCAAGUGUGCUCUGAGCGGUCUGCGCCUGGCCCACCUCGAUCCUUGUCGAAGACGAGCGAUCUCGUAAAUCGAACACUCCUUUCGUGGCGACGCCCAGGCCACAGGGAAUCCCGCGACUUGUGCCAACCAGUUCGCAACAAAGGUCGAUUUGACAGUCGGCCGCGGAUGCGAAUUCUUUGUGGUCUCGGUCUGGCCUUCGACCAUGCCGAAUUCGUCCUACAGGCAAUUUCAAGUUGGCUCGCCCCUCGCUUCUCGCGCACACAAGCGGUUCACAUCAGCAGUCCAUAGCCUGAGUACGGCGGCGGCGCUCACAUUCUCCCGAUGACUAGGCCGUGGAGUAGAAUCGGUUCGAGCUUCACCAGGGAGACCACUUGCUUGGCGCAAAAGUUCUCGAGCCGGGAGAAAAGAGCAUCAUGCCCUAUAACUAUGACUUGCAGACGAGUGAUGCAGCCGCAACCACGAAGAGGCUGAGAACGAGGCUGAAAACGAGGCUGAGAACGAUGGGACGCUGCCUCAGUG
Messenger RNA from Phanerochaete carnosa HHB-10118-sp, 4343 nucleotides. RefSeq lists its product as uncharacterized. Lineage: Eukaryota; Fungi; Basidiomycota; Agaricomycetes; Polyporales; Phanerochaetaceae. The record is from RefSeq and is a predicted model, not a curated record. The transcript is spliced from 3 exons. The coding region runs from base 82 to 2982 and encodes 966 amino acids.